Messenger RNA from Charadrius vociferus (killdeer), 2625 nucleotides. RefSeq lists its product as uncharacterized. NCBI's taxonomy places the organism in Eukaryota, Metazoa, Chordata, Aves, Charadriiformes, Charadriidae. Gene Ontology annotation, cellular component: nucleus; cytoplasm. The record is from RefSeq and is a predicted model, not a curated record. The transcript is spliced from 6 exons. The coding region runs from base 1 to 2625 and encodes 874 amino acids. Gene Ontology annotation, biological process: female meiosis I; meiotic cell cycle; male meiosis I.
AUGGACACUCAAUUAUUUUCCCCAUUAUUAGGAGCCAUUACUAGUACGCCACCUCCGCUAGAAUCUUCCCGUCUGUAUAGUGACUGGUCAGCAUGCGGAGAAGAUAUUAGCUCAAAAACUUCUUUUCAAGACUGCACAAAAAAACGGGCACCAAUAAAUCUUUCUUAUUCUGGCAAUGGCCCUGAUAUGUUUGGGCUAGUGUCAAGCAUUUUGGAGGAGCCAAGCAAGCCAGAACCAGUUACAGAUUGGAAUUCUCUUUCAAGAUUGUUUCCACCUAUGUGGGCUCCUGAUCUUGGAAGCAAUGGUGAAUUCUCAGGGCUCUCAUCUAAGCACUGUGGUGAAAGUAAAGAUUUUUCAAACCUGGUGGGCACACAGAACUGCUAUCAGGAACACUUGCAAAAGUCUCAUGAUGUGGAGAUGUUACACAGAGGUUUGGAAGAUCUUCAUCUCAUAGAAUCUUGGCUUUCUCCAUCUGGCCCUUGCACACAGCCUGAUAAUAUUCUGAAGAACAGUUAUCCUGAAAAUUCCUCUUUUCAAAAUAAUAAUACAAUUCACCAAGAAGGGUUUUCAUUUCAAAACAUAGACUAUAAUCAGCAUUUGUGCAGUUAUGACCACAUGAAGUUGAAUGGAGACUAUGAAAAAAUCGGCUCCAACUUUAGCACUUUUUCUUCUCAGAACAGAAUGAAAGACAGCACUAGCAUUCAGAAAGAGUAUUGGAAAACUGAAAGAGCAAGAAGCAAAGCUCUGAAAAAUGAUGCUCAAGAACAAACUAAGUAUUCCCCUGAUCUUUCCAAUCAGCCUGUUGAUGACUCUUGGGAUAAAGUGUCCCAGAACAACCACUUGUUUUUGAAAAGAUACGAAAACUUUACAGCUGCUCAUAAAUUGCAGUCAUCUGUUCAUCCACCGCUAUAUUUUUUCAAUCAGCCCCCUAAAGAAAAUAAUUUUUCUGGAGGAACACACAGAAAACCACAGGAAACCCAUGUGCAAAAUGGUCAUCAUAGCUUUACUUCGGGGGAUGCUUUUAACAAUAAUGAAUGUAAGAUCCAUAUUAGUCCUAAAGAAUGCUCUCAUAAAGUAUCUGAAUAUGAUUUAUCUGUAAAAAAUGUUACACAAAAUGGGAGUUAUUCAUCGUACCAUGGACGGACGUGGCUGGAUGGGAAAAUUGCAAGUCCAACAUCUGCAUCGGAUAUCACGUAUGGAAAGCAAGUGGUAACAAGUCCACAGUCAUCUUCAGGGGGUUCAACCAUGUCUGGUGGUUCUCCCACCCAUCAGUCUAUAACACAGUCCUCUUACUACUCACAGAUCUUACCUGUCCUCCCUUCAAGGAAAGAUGGAAGGUUACAAAUAGCAAAUGGUGUUUCUAAUAAUUUAGGAGUUUCUAAUUUCAUCUCAGAAAAUCAGAAGCAAAUAAAACCCAUUGGACGAUCUCAGCAUGAUUCAUUGACUAAUAAGGAGGGGCAAUACCGUAAAUUCCCCUUUAAUUUUUCAUCUGACUGGUUAACACAGCAGAAUGCUGUAAGUGAAGAACCUGAAAAAUACCACAGAUUUCCAAAAAAGCAGAUGCAUGAAAAUAGUAAUAAAGAUGAAAGAAGAGGCAGAAGGAAUUGGAUUCCUCAUUUUGGGUAUACAACUCCAAACCGUCAGCAAUUCAAUAUGUUCCGAAAAAAACAUGAACAGAAUGGUGGUAGCAUGUCAGAUUUCAUCAAUCCUUCUUUUCUUCCUUCUUUCCCAUUAAUGUCUGAUUUUAAGCAAAAUCCCAGCUUUCCUCCAUUUAAUCAUCAUCUAUUUUCAUCAACGAAUAAUUUCAGUUUUCCUCCAUCACCAUUUCCAUUCUCAGAACUUGUUGAUCUUUUUCAUUACGAUGAUUUUAACUUGAAUCCCUUCAUCAACGAUCUGUUUUGUGGGGAAAUAGCAGCACCGUACUUUGCCUUUCCAACACCAUUUAACAAGUACAGACCUCCAAGAAAUCGUAGUGGACCUGCUAAUGAGCUUCAUAUCCGACUGGAGGAGUGUUAUGAGCAGUGGAGAGCUUUGGAGAAAGAGAGAAAGAAGACUGAGGCUGACCUUGCAAGAAACUUUCCAGGGAAGCGCAUAUCUAGCUCAAAUAACACUCCUGUGUCCCGACUUCCUGCUAACCCAUCACGAGUUGAUCGUUUGAUUGUCGACCAGUUACGAGAACAAGCUAGGGUGCUCACACUAAUAGGAAAAAUGGAAAGGCUUCAUGGUACCCCUGUACAUGGGAACAUAUCCACUACAUUGGAACGCCAUAUGGAAGCCAUUCACGUAACACAGGCCAGGCGUAAGGAUGAGAUUAUUAAUGCUGCUGAUCCACAGCGACAAGGAGUACCACGUUACAAUAACGAGAAAGAUGUUUUGGCUCUGGCAGCUGCCAUUAGAGAGUUGGCUGUUUCCACGCGUAAGGCUCGUACUGCUUUGUGGUGUGCGCUACAGAUGACUUUGCCAAAAACCUCUUCAAGCGGUCCAGUAAAACAAGAAGUUGUUGAAAGGGCAUUGCAAGAGCUUUGUCCUCCAAACACAAGCACACAAGAAAAACGCAGCAUGGAGCAUGAAAACAAAGGAAGCAAAAGAGAAAAACCUGAGGAACCCAUGAGGAUUCUGGAAUAG